This is a messenger RNA of Saccostrea cuccullata (small rock oyster), 2112 nucleotides long. RefSeq lists its product as uncharacterized. The record is from RefSeq and is a predicted model, not a curated record. The coding region runs from base 1 to 2112 and encodes 703 amino acids. Gene Ontology annotation, molecular function: nucleic acid binding; zinc ion binding. The transcript has a single exon. NCBI's taxonomy places the organism in Eukaryota, Metazoa, Mollusca, Bivalvia, Ostreida, Ostreidae.
AUGGAAGCAACAGAAACUGCCUCACGGAGGUCCGCUUCAGUAAGGACGUCGUCAUCCCGUGUUGAUUCAAUCCUGUUCAAGAAACGUGUGGAAGCAGAAACGCAACGUGCUAACAUUCUAUUCCGAGAGAAGGAACUUGCGAUCCUUAAAGAAAAAGCAUCACUUAAGGAACAUGAAGCAAAACAACAAGCUGAAAGUGAACGAAAGAAAGCAGAGCUUGAGGCUACGCAUCACUUGUUAGAAGAAAAAAGAAAAGCAGCACUCGUAGAAGCAGAAGUGAAAGCAAUAGAGAACUUUGAGUCGGACACUAGACAAGGGUCUGUUAUACCAUCAGAUAUCGAUGUACCGAUAAAUCGCAAACAGUUUACUGCUCGUUACAUCAGUGAUCACAGUGAUAAUAGUGUCUUCGGUAAACAAACUUCAAAUUGUGAUAAUGGUCCCAUAGAUCCUGUGAUUGAUCAAGACAUACCACAUCAGAAAGAGACUCAGUCUAACCUGAACCCUAUGGCAAAAGAAUUCGUUAGUCAACAUGUGAAAAAUUCUGAAGAUCAGAAUGUCGUUAGUGAUCUUACAAGAUUUCUACUCAAGAAGGAUCUGUUAUUCUCAAGAUUUUCGCAGUUCAGUGAUAAACCAGAAACAUUUGUCACAUGGAAAGCUAGUUUCAAGAGUAUAACAGAGGAACUGAGAGUUACACCGUUUGAAGAAAUGGACUUACUAGUGAAAUUCUUAGGACCAGAAUCCUCAAAGUUUGCAGCCAGUAUUAGAGCAGCGAAUACAGCAUACCCAGAACGAGGCCUUCAUAGGAUAUGGAAAAGACUCCAAGAACGUUAUGGAAGCCCUGAAUUAGUAGAACAUUCUUUAAAGAACAAACUCAGAGACUUUCCCAGAAUUAGUAACAAAGACAGUAAACGUUUGUAUGAAUUAGUCGACAUUCUAGCAGAAAUCGAGUCUUUAAAAGAAGAUUCAAACUACUCGACAUUAUUGUCCUACUUUGACUCAUCUUCUGGCAUUAUACCUAUUGUGAAUAAACUGCCUUAUAACUUACAAGAGAAAUGGACGACCCGUGCCGCAAGCUACAAAGCUAGACUGGAUGUUCCAUAUCCACCAUUUGAUUAUUUUGUGGAAUUCUUACAAGAAAUGAGUAAGAUUAGAAAUGAUCCAGGAUUUCAAUAUGAAGGAUCUUUUAGUACCCCUGGACCAAUUCAGAACAAGAAAACCAAGAAUACUACAGUUCUAUCGUGUAAAACUGAAGUGGAACCAAACAAGUAUGUGUCUCCCAGAGGACAAAGGUGCCCUACUCACAACACACACCACAGUCUUAAAGAUUGUAAAACAUUCCGAUGUAAACCUUUAUCUGAGAGGAGGAAGAUCUUGAAAAACUCUGGAUUGUGUUUCCGAUGUUUGGACUCGAAUCACUUAGCUCGUGAUUGCAAAACAGUAGUGAAAUGUGAGAAUUGUGAAAGUGACACUCAUCAUACUGCGCUCCAUGACUACUACAGAUCCAAACACUCGGAUCAAGGCGGGGAGAAAAUGAACCAUGACAAGACAGAUGUGCAGAAUAAGUGUACCGUGAUAUGUGGAACAAACUUUAAGGGCAAAUCGUGCUCUAAAACUAUUCUGAUCAACGUUUAUCCCACUGAUCGACCAUCAGAGAAAAAGACUAUCUAUGCCAUAGUCGAUGAUCAAAGCAGUCGUACACUCGCUCGUUCACAGUUCUUCAAUAUGUUUGAUAUGGACACUGAUUCUGUGACUUACACAUUAUCAUCAUGCAACGGUUCUGUGACACUCACUGGCAGAUGUGCAUCAAACUUUACCUUAGAACCAGUAUUGGAAGGAAACCAAAUUCAUCUACAGUCUGUGAUAGAAUGUGAUGACAUACCAAACUGCAGAGAGGAGAUUCCUACACCAGACGUGGCACGUGCAUACCCUCAUCUAGCAGACUUAGCCACUCAUAUACCAGAUCUGAAUGAAGAGGCAGACAUUUUGUUACUCAUCGGAAGAGAUCAUCCAGAUGCUCAUCAUGUCCUAACACAGAGAACUGGACCUCAUGGAGCUCCGUUUGCACAAAAAACUAUCGUUAGGAUGGACAGUUAUAGGAGAGUGUUGUCUUGA